GCAGCAGAGCGGAGCAGUUUUUUUUUUUUUUUUUUUUUUCCCUCCUCUGUAACCAAAAUUUUUUUGCGCUUUAUUCUCUUCCUACCUAACCCUUCUCUCUCUGUCUCUCUCUCUGAGGUUUUAGCUUCUGGGUUUGCUUCACCCUAUUUCAAGUCAACAGAUCGAUCUAGGUACUAAAAUGGGGAAACUUUCAAUACCCAUUUUGGGAUUUCUACUAUUGUUCUUCGCAGCUGCCGCCGGAGACACAAAAAAAUAUCUGAAAUACAAAGAUCCGAAACAGCCAUUGGGUGUUAGGAUCAAAGACUUAAUGAGUAGAAUGACUCUACAAGAAAAGAUUGGCCAAAUGGUGCAAGUUGAACGCAGUGUUGCAACCCCAGAUGUCAUGAAGAAGUAUUUUAUAGGGAGUGUGCUCAGUGGUGGAGGCAGUGUCCCAGCACCAAAGGCUUCAGCUGAGACUUGGGUCAAAACUGUGAAUGAUAUCCAAAAGGGGGCUUUAUCGACUAGGCUUGGAAUCCCCAUGAUUUAUGGGAUUGAUGCGGUUCAUGGCCACAACAAUGUCUACAAGGCCACCAUAUUUCCUCACAAUGUUGGGCUUGGAGUGACCAGGGAUCCUCAACUUAUCAAAAGGAUUGGAGAAGCAACUGCUCUUGAAGUGAGAGCUACAGGAAUCCCUUACGUCUUUGCUCCAUGUAUUGCUGUCUGUAGAGAUCCAAGAUGGGGUCGGUGUUAUGAAAGCUACAGUGAAGAUAGUAGAAUUGUUCAAGCCUUGACCGAGAUUAUACCUGGUUUACAAGGAGACCUCCCUGCCAACUCUAAAAAGGGUGUUCCCUUUGUUGCUCCUGGAAAAACCAAGGUGGCAGCUUGUGCUAAGCACUAUGUGGGAGAUGGUGGCACAACCAGAGGCAUUAAUGAAAACAACACUGUGAUAAGUUUGAAUGGAUUGCUCAAUAUCCAUAUGCCAGCAUACUUCAAUGCCAUCACCAAGGGAGUUGCAACAGUCAUGGUCUCCUAUUCAAGCUGGAAUGGAAAAAAGAUGCAUGCUAAUCGUGAUCUUGUCACUGGAUUCCUCAAGAACAAGAUGAAGUUCAGGGGCAUUGUAAUAUCAGAUUGGCAGGGGAUUGACAGGAUUACCUCUCCUCCUCAUGCCAAUUAUUCAUAUUCUGUUGAAGCUGGAGUCAGUGCGGGAAUUGACAUGGUCAUGGUUCCUUAUAAUUUCACAGAAUUCAUAGAUGACCUAACCUAUCAGGUGAAGAACAAAAUUAUCCCCAUGAGCAGGGUUAAUGACGCGGUACAGAGAAUCUUAAGGGUUAAAUUUACCAUGGGUCUUUUUGAGAACCCACUUGCUGAUCUCAGUUUGACCAGCCAACUUGGUAGUCAGGAACAUAGAGAAUUAGCAAGAGAAGCUGUAAGGAAAUCACUUGUGCUACUGAAGAAUGGUGAAUCUGCUGAUGAACCGUUGCUGCCUCUUCCCAAAAAAGCACCAAAGAUACUAGUUGCUGGAAGCCAUGCGGACAACUUGGGCUAUCAAUGUGGAGGCUGGACAAUUACAUGGCAGGGUCUUGGUGGCAAUGACCUCACAUCUGGCACAACAAUUGUCAAUGCAAUAAAAAACACAGUUGAUCCUGCAACCCAAGUUGUAUUCAAUCAGAACCCAGAUGUAAACUUCGUCAAGUCCAAUAAAUUCUCCUAUGCCAUUGUUGUAGUUGGUGAGACCCCAUACGCAGAAACAUUUGGUGACAGCCUAAAUCUGACAAUACCUGAACCUGGCCCAAGUACUAUCACCAAUGUGUGUACAUCCGUCAAAUGCGUUGUAGUUAUCAUAUCUGGCCGCCCUGUUGUGAUCCAGCCCUAUCUUGCAAAUAUAGAUGCUCUCGUAGCUGCUUGGCUUCCCGGAACUGAAGGCCAAGGUGUUGCUGAUGUUCUUUUCGGUGACUAUGAAUUCACAGGCAAGCUUGCACGCACCUGGUUCAAGACAGUGGACCAGCUUCCAAUGAAUGUUGGCGAUCAACACUACGACCCUCUGUUUCCCUUUGGGUUUGGUCUAACAACUAAGCGUACCAAGAACUAGAAUUUAUCAACUUCGAAUGCUGUAUUGUACUAGUUAUUGAUAGCUCUUUCAUGGUUAAAACUUUUGAGGUUAUUUUCCCUCUCCAUGAAAUGGGUCAAGCAGUCUACUAAGGAUGGCAUCGAGAUGUAUGAUUUUAGAUGACUUGAGUGAUAAUGACUGGAACACAUUCUUAUUAUGCGUCCCUCCAUUAAAAGGACAAAAA
Molecule: messenger RNA, 2270 nt
Organism: Hevea brasiliensis (rubber tree)
Lineage: Eukaryota; Viridiplantae; Streptophyta; Magnoliopsida; Malpighiales; Euphorbiaceae
Exons: 10
Coding region: 179-2068 (629 amino acids)
Biological process (GO): glucan catabolic process
Molecular function (GO): beta-glucosidase activity
Source: RefSeq, a predicted model, not a curated record